This is a messenger RNA of Helianthus annuus (common sunflower), 2727 nucleotides long. RefSeq names its product protein NSP-INTERACTING KINASE 3. The record is from RefSeq and is a predicted model, not a curated record. Gene Ontology annotation, biological process: protein phosphorylation. The transcript has 11 exons. NCBI's taxonomy places the organism in Eukaryota, Viridiplantae, Streptophyta, Magnoliopsida, Asterales, Asteraceae. Bases 631 to 2523 code for a protein of 630 amino acids. Gene Ontology annotation, molecular function: protein binding; protein kinase activity; ATP binding.
AAAAGAGUAGAAAAAGGCAAAAGCACAAGGAAGAUGAAGACAAGCAAGCACGUGAUCUGCCAAGAUUUUACCUGCAAAAAAAGCUUUUCUGUUUAAACAUUUCAUUUUUCUCAUUGUUCUCUCUCUCACUCAGACAUCCGUCCACCCUUCAGUCCAAUCACUGAAUAUAAAGCAAAUGUCUUUGUUUUUCCCCAAAAAAAUCCAAACAAUUAUUUGAUUCUUUUCAUAAAAAAAAUCAAUUUUUAUUUUUUUAAAUUCCCUUUGAACUGUGAACCCAACCCCCAAUCUCAAUCUUAUUAUUAUACUUAUUAUUCUGAGGUGUUCUUCAAGAUAUACCUGUUCAACAACAACACACCCCCAGAUCUUUUCUUUCUCAGAAUAAUAAAUUUUCAAUCUUUACAUACUAAACAUCCAUUUUGCCAUCUGGGUUUUUUGCCUAGUGGAUCUUUAUGAAGUGGGUUGUCAGCAUUUUGUAAAUUUGUUCCUUUUUGAGGUGGGAUUUUGAAGAAAACUGUAGGGUCUUUCUUGAUAUUGUUCAAGAUUCUGUUCUGUAUAUAUAUACACAUGGUGAAAAGGUUCUAUCUUUAUGCUUGUUGAUAUUUCUGUACAAAAUUUGAAGAUUCUAGAAGCAUGGAGAAGAGAUUAUGUGUGUUUGAGAUGUAUGGAUUAGGGGUUUUCUGUCUUUUGAUAUGGUUUAAUGUUGCAUAUGCAACUCUUUCUCCUUCUGGGGUCAAUUAUGAAGUUGUAGCUCUAAUGGCUAUAAAAGAAGCUCUAAAGGACCCGCGCAAUGUUAUGGACAAUUGGGAUUUAUCUUCGGUAGAUCCUUGUAGUUGGAGAAUGGUUACUUGCACCACUGACCGUUCUGUUUCGGCUUUAGGGUUGCCUAGUCAAAACUUAUCCGGGACCUUAUCGUCUGCAAUCGGGAAUCUUAGCAACUUGCAAUCAGUCACGCUACAGAAUAAUGCGAUAUUUGGACCGAUUACGGACGCAAUUGGGAAGCUGCAGAAGCUUCAAACUCUUGAUCUGUCAGGAAACAUGUUCAGUGGUCAGCUUCCUAGCUCUUUAGGCGAUCUCAAGAACCUUAAUUUUUUGCGCCUGAACAACAACAGUCUUACCGGCUCGGUUCCUGAAUCUUUAUCUGGAGUUGGAGGUCUAACUCUUGUGGACGUAUCAUACAAUAAUCUCAGUGGUCCUUUGCCAAAACUAUCGGCCAGAACGUUUCGAAUCAUUGGCAACCCUUUACUUUGCGGGCAGAAUUCUGUGAAUAAUUGUUCAAAUAUUUAUCCCGAACCUCUCUCUUUUCCACCAGACGGUUUUACAGACCAAUCCUCAUCAAAUGGAAAAAGACAUCAUUUGACUGUUGCUCUCGGGUCAAGCUUCGGUGCUUUGUUCCUAAUAAUCAUAGUCAUCACAUUGCUUAUAUGGUGGCGGUACAGGAAAAACCAACAAAUAUUCUUUGAUGUUAACGAGCAAUAUGAUCCGGAGGUAUGUUUGGGCCACUUGAAGAGGUAUACUUUCAAGGAACUUCGGGCUGCAACCGACCAUUUUAAUGCAAAAAAUAUUCUCGGGAAGGGCGGAUAUGGAAUUGUUUACAAAGGGACGUUGAAUGACGGCACGACAGUAGCUGUAAAAAGAUUAAAAGACAGUAACAAUUUCGGGGGUGAAAUCCAAUUUCAAACAGAAGUUGAAACCAUUAGUUUGGCUGUUCAUCGUAACCUUUUACGCCUUUGGGGAUUCUGCUCUACUGAAAAUGAGCGGCUUCUUGUCUAUCCGUUUAUGCCGAAUGGCAGUGUGGCAUCAAGAUUGAAAGCAGAUACUAUCCAGGGAAGGCCCGUUUUGGACUGGUCGAGGAGAAAAAACACAGCGUUAGGGACAGCAAGGGGUUUACUAUACCUACACGAACAAUGUGACCCCAAAAUAAUUCAUCGGGAUGUUAAAGCGGCUAAUAUUCUUUUGGAUGAAGAUUUCGAGGCUGUUGUUGGUGAUUUCGGGCUGGCAAAAUUAUUAGACCACCGUGAUUCUCAUGUCACCACUGCUGUUCGUGGGACCGUGGGCCACAUUGCCCCGGAGUAUCUGUCAACGGGCCAAUCAUCGGAAAAAACCGAUGUAUUUGGUUUUGGGAUCUUGCUUCUUGAACUGAUUACCGGACAAAAAGCCGUUGACUUUGGAAGAGCAGCUAACCAGAAAGGAAUAAUGCUAGAUUGGGUAAAGAAGCUCCAUCUAGAAGGAAAGCUAAACUUAAUGGUGGAUAAAGCGUUAAAACAAGAUUUCGAUCGGGUGGAGUUGCAAGAAAUGGUUCAAGUUGCGCUAUUGUGUACGCAAUUUAACCCUGGUUAUCGGCCGAAAAUGUCGGAGGUAUUGAGAAUGUUGGAAGGAGAAGGGUUAGUUGAGAGAUGGGAAGCAUCACAAAGUGUUGAAACCCCAAGAUUUAAGGGGUUAGAAAGUAUUCCACAAAGAUAUUCGGAUUAUAUGGAAGACUCUUCACUUGUGGUUGAAGCAAUGGAGCUUUCUGGUCCAAGAUAACAUGGAGUUAUUGUCAUAUAUUUUGGUUUUUGUGUGGUUGUGGUCCUUGUGGAUAUAGUUGUUGAAUGCAUGUGUAAAGAAGGUAAAGGAAAUCUAGUGUUUGAUUUUGUUGGAAUGAAUGUAUUAAGUGGUUAUCACAAGUGAAGUCACUCAAUAGCAAAUGUAUAUCUUUUUUACUUUAUGAGAUAUAAAUUUUUGUAUGCA